Messenger RNA from Actinia tenebrosa (Australian red waratah sea anemone), 1021 nucleotides. Its product is annotated as post-GPI attachment to proteins factor 6. The record is from RefSeq and is a predicted model, not a curated record. Gene Ontology annotation, cellular component: membrane. Lineage: Eukaryota; Metazoa; Cnidaria; Anthozoa; Actiniaria; Actiniidae.
CCAAAUCUUGUACAAUAUAUCUGUUACUGAAGUAGGUUGUUCAGAAGCCCUUCCUGGUCUAACAAUCGCCAACCCCUUUGACCCCGCCUGUGUACCUGUCCAAGAAAUGUCARGUACAAAGACUGGAAAAGUUCUAAACGUGAAAUUCACCACGAGCAAAUCAAACAACUCGAUCUCAUUACCAGUAAAUAGACCAAUGUUCUUCUCCCUCGAGGUAUCACCAUACCAUGUGGGAUCCAUGCUGAGUGCCCACUUGGCUUUGCAAAGCGGAAGUUAUGACGAAACUCUGAUAUGUUUACAAAAAGACUUCCCUCCCUUGUUUUAUCAAGUUGAAAGCUACUAUGCAAUAAACUGUUCUGGACAACUGAGCUCUGUGUCGGAGAAUAACAGAGCGUCUAGUAUUCAUGUACCAUUUCCAGGCGAAGGGAUAUGGUAUAUAAGUCUAUAUACUAAGGCUAGCUCUGUUGCAACCAUUGGAUUUUAUGCUGAAAUGCAGGCAUGCAGUUCUGAUUGCAAUAACCAAGGUACAUGCAAUAUUCGCACGAAGCCUGAUAUCGUCUUUGGUGAGUGCUCCUGUGAUGCCGGCUACAAGGGGUGGGCAUGUGAUCAAGAUAACGAUGUUGAUCUUCUAAGAGUAAUGCUUCUGACUCUCAGUAAUGUGGCCUUUCUUAUCGACGCGGGGAUAGCUUUGCGCAAACAGUUGUACCCAGAGACCUUGGUGUACCUUUUUCUGUUGGUAAUUUCAACACUCUAUCACUUGUGYGGGUCUCGAGUCUUUUGUGCAAUGGACGAACYAUUUCUCCAGACKUGUGAUCUAUUUGCCAUCGUACUAUCCGUUUGGGUUACCUUGGUUAUCUUGACCAACCACAGGRUUCCCGCCGUCACCCCGACACUCAACAUGCUGGCGGUACUGGUAUUGUUCGUUAGUGUACAAGAAGCAAAGCGAAGUAUCCURCCCUUUGUUCUGACAGUUAGCCUUGGGGUUUUAUUGGUGAUCGUCUAUAACGUAAGUUUGUAGUUA